AUGAGCGAUUAUCUAAAUGAUGCUCUAGAACCAAUUCUCGGUAAAAGAAAGUCGUGAGCUUAUCUCAUCAGAAUUCAUCAUGAGAAAACUCUUUCUACUUCUUUUAACAUCAAGAAAAAAUUGGAAGUAUCUGUGACGGGAUACCUUCGUAAUUCAUCUCUCAAGACAAGACCAACUAAUCAACAAAGACGCAAUGUGGUGAUAGAUUUUGAAAAUUGCAAGCUCAAAGAAGAGGACAAAUUUAAGAUGCUCCCCGUGAAAUAUCUUGAUAAAUAAGCUAGCAAGGAAUGAAGGAAAAACUUUAAGGCAGAUCAUGAAAAAAAUUUCCCAUAGGAAAAUGUCCACUAUGAAUCCUAUAGUUGCUGAGAGAUUAGAAUCACCAGAAUCUGCCCCUAAAAAUCUGGUCUCAUGUAAUACUCUUAAGAGGGAAAGCACUGGCACUAGUACUUUAGAAGGUGAUCGUAACAAGGUACUGCUUAGUAGACAAAGUUCCAAGAGAAGAAUCAGGACUAAAAAGUCUUUUAAAUACGUCGUUGAAAAGACUCUCAACUUAAAUCACAGCUCUACCACAGUCUCAGCCCGUAAUAACAGAUAUAAUCCUGUAAAAUAAAAUAAUUUUAAAGAAGUUUAUUCAGAGCAAAAUAAAGUAUCUGAAUUACUUAAUCUGCAAGAGAGCUUUAUGCCAUCAGCUACUUACUCUGGCAUACCAAAUAUUUGAUAAGUAUACCUCUUUGAAUAAGUCAGAAGAAAUUAAGCAAGAAGAGCUUAAAAAUGAGUCAGGAAAAUAUAGAAUCAUACUGAAAACUAAGAAAAUAAAGGAACUGCAAGAUGCGAUAGAAGCUAAUAUUCCUAAAAAUGAGUCCCAAAGAGAAUCAAACAACUCCGUGAGGUCUAACUCAAUCCUGACAGGCAGAAAAGGUUUUAGGGCUGAAAAAUAAAAUGAUGAAGAGAAUUAUAAACUUGAAUUCUAGCAAUACUCUCGAAGACAAGCUGACAUUUAGUGCUAAGGAUCCUGAAGAGAAGAAGAUCAAGAAAAUCCUUACAAGAGCUUGGAUUAAAGAAGGCGAUAUCCUCACAAAUGAUGGAGGUGUUCAGAUUUAUAAGAAGAUAAAGAAGCUUUCAAGCAAGAAGAUGCUGAGAAACAAAAAAGUCUCGAAUUAGGAAUUCAGUAGACUUUUUCCACUCUCUGAGCCUAAAUAAUUCUGAAAGGACUAGGGAUUUCAAAUCAUUUGCUCAGCCCCAAUCGAACAAAUUACCUAAUUUGGGAAGGAAAACUAAGAAGAUAUUUUUAACUGCGAAGAGACACAAACUACGAAACUCGAAGCUCUUCAGCUCUUUACUGACAAGGCCAGCUUCUCUAAAUGAAUCAAAGAGAUAUGUGUCUUAUGACCACUUCUUACAGAAAUCUCCUUUAAAAAGUACUACAAAUGACUUAAAAGAAGUCAUGAAGCGUCGGAAGAGAGAUCUUGGGACAAUGCUUAUCAACUCAAUGAAGAAGGAAAUCUCCAAAUACGGCCAGAAACAGAUAGGAAGAUUUGGGAAUCUUGACUAAGACAUGUUUAAAUCUUUUCAACUAAAA
Messenger RNA from Moneuplotes crassus, 1579 nucleotides. NCBI's taxonomy places the organism in Eukaryota, Ciliophora, Spirotrichea, Euplotida, Euplotidae. The record is from the annotation of a GenBank genome assembly.